GAUACAUUAAAAGAAAAAUUCCGAAACGGCAGUCGUCGUCGCAUUUUCGUGCGCGAAGGAUCAUCAUCAUCAUAGUCGUCAUGGCCCGUAACAUCUCGAUGAGCCUUCAGUUCGCAGCUGCUCUGGUGCUGCUCUUGGCCAAUUUGGCAGCGGCUAAUCCGGUGGCUAAUAGCGACGAUCGGGCGGCGACAGACGUAGUCCCGAAGCCCGUCGUCGCCGAAUCGGUCGAGGACGAGGCCGAAAUCAGCGAGUUCUACGACGACUUCGAGGAGCUCUGGGAGACCGGCAAAGAGCUCUACGGCAACAUGACCUUCGACAACUUCGCCGACCUGAUGAAGAUGACUUGCGAGAACAACGAGCGCUACUUCGGCAGCAAGAAGGCCCAGCACGCGCCCAACGUGUCCUUCAUCAAGUCCCGGCUGAGCGUCAUGUGCAAGGAGCUGUACAGCUGGAAGGACUAUCUGCACACGGUGAAGAAGCACCAUCCGGAGAACUUCAAGGAGAGCCGCGAUCUGGCCAAGACCAUACUCACCUACGACUACCUCAAGUACUACGUCUGCCUGUACAUGUGGGCCACAGACGCCAAGAUCGACGACGAGGAGCUGAUCAUGUUGAAGAAAUAAUUUUGACGUCAAAAGAUCGUUCGGAAUUUAAUUCCUUGUAUUUCACUAAUAAAUAAAAAAAUAACUUAUAAAUGCA
Messenger RNA from Trichogramma pretiosum, 699 nucleotides. RefSeq lists its product as uncharacterized. Bases 81 to 623 code for a protein of 180 amino acids. The record is from RefSeq and is a predicted model, not a curated record. The transcript is spliced from 2 exons. NCBI's taxonomy places the organism in Eukaryota, Metazoa, Arthropoda, Insecta, Hymenoptera, Trichogrammatidae.